CCGGGAAGCGGCGGGCUGGGGGCGGGCCCGCGAGCGCGAGUCCAUGUGGGCGCCGGCGCAGCGGGCGUGGAGUGCAGGGUCGCCAUGGCGGAGGUGCAGCAGCUCCGGGUGCAGGAGGCCGUGGACUCCAUGGUGAAGAGCCUGGAGCGCGAGAACAUCCGGAAGAUGCAGAGUGUCAUGUUCCGGUGCAGUGCCAGCUGCUGUGAGGACACCCAGGCGACCAUGCAGCAGGUGCACCAGUGCAUUGAGCGCUGCCAUGCACCGCUGGCCCAAGCCCAGGCCCUGGUGACUGGGGAGCUGGAGAAGUUCCAGGACCGCCUGGCCCGGUGCACUAUGCAUUGCAACGACAAAGCCAAAGAUUCAAUGGAUGCAGGGAGUAAAGAGCUUCAGGUGAAACGACAGCUGGAGAGUUGUGUGACCAAGUGUGUGGAUGACCACAUGCAUCUCAUCCCAACCAUGACCAAAAAGAUGAAAGAGUCUCUCUCAUCCAUUGCAAAAUAGAAGUCUGUGCCCCAGGCCAUGGAGACUAAGGGCAGGAGUCUCUUUGAAAGAGAAAAUGGGAAUGUUGGUCUUUUUAAACAGUGUGAACAAAUGAAGGAAAAAAAGAAGGCAGCAAGUUUAAGGCUGGUUACUUGCCUCUGGACACUGGUUCCUUUAUUUUUCCAGCCUUAUAAGUGAAAAAGAAAAAAACUGGUGCUUAAGUUUGGAUCAGAGAUAAUACAGGAGACAUUUGAGAACCUAAAUAUCUGUGACAAGUUUUUGUCCUGGCUGUAGGAUCUCUCGUACCAGACCAUAGUCCUCCAAUGUGCCAGCUGCUUCUUAGCACUCAGUUGGGUACCAGAAAGCUGGCAGGUUCCUCUCAUCUGCCAGUGAUCUGAUGGAGAAUGAAGGCAGGUGUUUGUCCCAACCUCCUGUUGACUAUAAAGAUCACUACAUUGUUUUUUAUAAACCGGUGAAGCAAAAAUCCAUGAGGUCCCUAAUUUAGGGGUGUGGGGGGGAGGAAACUGGUCUGUAUUUUGCUUGUUUUAUUUUAUAUGCAAGAGCAAGAAAUUGCUUUAAGAUAGAGUUGGGAAACAAGGAUAGUUUGUUUAAGAACUUUGAAGUUAUUUGUGUCUAUUUGUGGCCAUCACAGUGUAAAUGUACACUACUUGAAAUUUUCCAGCAUUGCAUCUUUCAGCUUGGAGACCCUGCAGAAACAUGACAGGUGAUACUACAGUGAGUUUGAGGCGGAGCUUCUCUCUUACUGGCUGCCAGAAUGGACCUGAGACCUUCUGCAACUGAGUGACAGGAUAGUAUUGAGACACUCCCUGCAGGAGAGAGGGGAGUCAGUUGGGUGUAUACCAGUGUACAGAAAUGAACAGUGAUAGAGCAACUCUUCACUGUUGAGUUUGACUGGAUCUAGAAAAACCUGGCUUCCAUGGGUAGAGUGCAAUGAAAGCCUAAACUCAGUAUGCACUGGCCCUAAAAUGACAGCCCUAGGGAAGCAAUCCCUUGGCAACAGAGAGAAAAAAGCAAGUAGCUAGGGUUGGCAGAAGUUGUGACUCCUUUAGAGCAAAGGAAAACAACCCGUUUACCAAAUACACUUUUGCCUGGGGCUUUACAUCCUUCAUUGUCCCAGUACCAGCGCCUUAUCAUUUUGAUAAGGGCCUAGUCUUUUUACCAAUGUUUUACUUAAUAUUAUACCCUGUCUGUUUGCUGUUCAAGAUUGUGAUAUAUUUUCCUAGUGGUUUGGUUCUAAAAAAUAAAUAAGAUUUAAUUUUUCCUCCA
Molecule: messenger RNA, 1767 nt
Organism: Sorex araneus (European shrew)
Lineage: Eukaryota; Metazoa; Chordata; Mammalia; Eulipotyphla; Soricidae
Gene: TIMCC
Product: family with sequence similarity 136 member A
Exons: 3
Coding region: 85-501 (138 amino acids)
Cellular component (GO): cytoplasm
Source: RefSeq, a predicted model, not a curated record